AUGUUUUAGCAUGAUGAAGAAGAGUAUAAAAAGUUAAACAGCCAACUGAAAGAAUAAGUUGGGCAAGCAUAAUUGCAAUCUUUAGAAAAAAUGGAGGAAAUGCUCGCCUCGAUUAAUGAGUAAUAUAAAAAGUGCUAAUCAAAACUUCAAGAACUAAAAAGUUAUUCAGAAAAGAACAACCUAAGAAAGGAAAUAGAUAAAGUAAAGAAAUAUAAUGAUGACUUGAAACAAAGCAAGAGUAGAAUAGAUAGAAUGACUAAGAAUAUUGAAAAGUAAAAAAACAAACUUGAUGCAAUUUAAAGUGGGCAAACUGAUAUGGCUGAGAGCUCAAAUUUAUAGAAAAAUAUACAAUAAUCUGAAAUUAGUAUGGCAAAAACAUAAGAAUCUAACUAUCACACCAUAUUGUAAAUAAAUGCUGUUGCUGCUUAAGGUAAUAUGGUUACAGAUAGCACAAUCUAAAAGUUACACGAAUAAAACGAGAACAUUAAUAAAAUUAUAUCAGGGAUUAACUAAGUUGAUGAAAAUUUAACACUCAUUGAUAGAAUAAGAAGGGUUGUAAGCAAUAAAGCUAUGUUAGAGAAGUUACUAUUAUUUUUAAUGGUGAUUAUCUUGGUAAUUGCCAAUCUUAUAAUUCUAUAUUAUAAAAUUACUCGUUGA
Tetrahymena thermophila SB210 is the source of this 657-nucleotide messenger RNA. Its product is annotated as transmembrane protein, putative. The transcript has 6 exons. The record is from RefSeq and is a predicted model, not a curated record. NCBI's taxonomy places the organism in Eukaryota, Ciliophora, Oligohymenophorea, Hymenostomatida, Tetrahymenidae.